AUGCUUCAAAUAGAACAGUUAACUGCUGAAAACGUUAGUUUGAAAGAAGAAUUGGAAAUUUUAACUGCUGAAAACUUCAGUUUGGGUGAAGAAUUAAAAAGUGCAAAAGUAACGAAACAAUCUAAUGCCUUCUUAUUGCCAGGAUUAAUCUUGUUAGAUCAACUAAAACUCUAUCAUUUUACUAUUCUUCAGCGCGUUUACGGUAUUCUUCGAACUUUCAACAAGCAAAACUAUGAUAUAGGACUCAUGCUUGGUGAGAUAUCUCAUGGGCACGAAACUCAUAUUCAUUCAAUUGAAGACAGAAAUAAAUUAAGAAAAGGAGCAGAGGAUUCAUUUGAUACAAAAAAAUACAUGAAUUAUGAAUAUGAAGAGGAUGAGGAUGAUGAAGGAAGUGAAAAUUAUGAAAGUGAAAAUUAUGAAAGUAAAAAUUAUGAAAGUGAAGAUAAUAAAAGUAAAGAUGAAGAAAGUGAAUGUUAUGAAAAUAAAAAUAACGAAGACGAAGAUAAAGAAAAUGAAUUUGAUGAAUUAGAGAAUUUAACUAGCAGAAGUGGUUUGAAUGAUUAUAAUGUCCCAACGUUUAAUACACCAAUUUUACAAAAAAAGAAAAAAAAAGACAAACAACGUCGUCUAAUUUCUGAUUUAUAUUGUUAA
Molecule: messenger RNA, 651 nt
Organism: Dentiscutata erythropus
Lineage: Eukaryota; Fungi; Glomeromycota; Glomeromycetes; Diversisporales; Gigasporaceae
Source: the annotation of a GenBank genome assembly